AUGCCUAUGGUGAUGGUCGGCAUGUUAGGUAAGCUUGCAUCUCACUGUGAUAUUGUACAGAUUAACGCUCAUCAUAGCAGCCCAAUCUCCCCAAGGGACCAAAAACCUGAUGAAUUCCUUUGGGAACAUGAAGAGUGUAGCCAGAAAACAUGGGGUAUUCGCCAACUGACUGGAAAUGUACUGCAAGUUUAUUCUCUAACUGUCAUCACAUGUGCUGGGAUACCUACCAUCCACGACAUCAAUCAUAGAAUUUAUCUUUUACACCUGGUGCGUUGGAUUGAAUCAUGCAUUUUAACUUUUAUUGACAGCAUUGAUGUUAUCUCUUCAUCUUUUGAUGGACAAUCGGUUGUGAAUAGGCAGAGAAUGGUAUACAAAGCCAUAUGGGAAGAGCUUCAAAACACUGUGCAUGCGGUGGACCAAAUGACCACCAGGACCCCCACAGAAGCAGCUUCAGAGAAAUAA
Ilex paraguariensis (yerba mate) is the source of this 462-nucleotide messenger RNA. Lineage: Eukaryota; Viridiplantae; Streptophyta; Magnoliopsida; Aquifoliales; Aquifoliaceae. The record is from the annotation of a GenBank genome assembly.